UUUCUUGAAUUCAAAACAUAGAUAUCAAACAAAAAGAUCGCAUAUUAAGAAAAAUGGAGGCAGGGCGUAAAGCUUCAAGUGAACCUAUAUAUGACGAUAUGGAGCCGGCAAUGGAGUGGGUGAAAGACCAUGCGGCUGACACACUUUUGGUCUAUCUACCAGGUUUUAAAAGGGAGAAAUUGAAAGUACAAGUGACAACAUCAAGACAAUUAAGAAUAAUGGGAGAAGGCAUGCUUAAUGAUAGCAAAAUGGCUCGUUUCCGCAAGGAAAUUCCAAUUCCAUCAAAUUGUGAUGCAAAUGAGAUCUCAGCAAAAUUUGAGAAAGGUAUUCUUUAUGUCAGACAUCCUAAAAUCAUCAUUCAAGAUCCCGUACCGCCCCAACCGAAGCCAUUGUCGCCUGCAAAACCGCCCCAGGAAGCGCCGCAGCCCGUAGCUAAACCGCCAUCUGAAAAGCCGGCAAGCAAAAUGCAACCGAAAAAUAAGGAGUCUGAGCAGAAAAAUAAGCAGCACGAUGAGAUCAAUGAUACUAAAGAGACUGUUACAAGUGAAAAUGUUGAGGAAAUAAAAGGUAAAGAAAAAACAGAAACUUCUGAGGUGACUACCACACAGAACUACUACAGGCAGGCUGCAACAAAUGUGGUUCCAAGAAUUCUAAUUCUUGUGCAAGUUGUGGCGAUUUGGUUGUAUGUUAUGAUAAUGAAAGCAAUUAGGGCCCUUAGAAAAUAACAUAUUUUUAUUAUAACUUUCAUCUUCUUGUAAUCAAUUUGCAUAUUAAUUAAUAAUUCAAUAAAAAAAAUAUUUGGCUAGACAUUCAAAAUAAA
Molecule: messenger RNA, 820 nt
Organism: Mercurialis annua (annual mercury)
Lineage: Eukaryota; Viridiplantae; Streptophyta; Magnoliopsida; Malpighiales; Euphorbiaceae
Exons: 2
Coding region: 54-725 (223 amino acids)
Source: RefSeq, a predicted model, not a curated record